Molecule: messenger RNA, 7620 nt
Organism: Branchiostoma floridae (Florida lancelet)
Lineage: Eukaryota; Metazoa; Chordata; Leptocardii; Amphioxiformes; Branchiostomatidae
Exons: 35
Coding region: 1-7620 (2539 amino acids)
Molecular function (GO): calcium ion binding
Source: RefSeq, a predicted model, not a curated record
AUGGCUGCUUCAGUGUGUCUUCUAGCCCUUGUUGGAAUCUUCAUUUGUGUACCCCCGUCCCUUGGUGUCAACACGGACGUGUCCUUGUCAGAGGUGAAGAUCCAUUCCGUGGACGCGGGAAGACUCUACCAAGGAAAACGGAUCCAAGUUCUCGCCUCCUUCUCGGUUAACAACCUGGGCCCGAGCACCAUACCCAGGGGAACCCCCUCUAGCCCAAACUUUGUUCUCAAACUUGCUGGCUCUGCUUCAAGUCAGCUUGAAAACGUCAUCGAAGAGAACAGAGUAGAUGUGUCGGCGGAUUUUACAAGAGAUCCGAAAAUCCAGGGAGCCGUGCAAGCUGCGGUUGGUGUAGGGGAGUCAGUGGUGUUCCAAGAUGUCGUGUUCUCGUUUGAAAUCCCGCGAGAGUCAUGUGACACCGUGGCGUACCUGUGCCUGUCCGUGGAGCUGCCGGCUGGAACGCACACUGAUUCGUUGCCAGGCAACAAUGACGUAUGCAUACAGGUUGGAGGCAGUUCAUUGGUCGAGAAGGAAUGCAACGAUCGUUGGAUGACAAACAGUAUAGAUGUGAGCCUACCGCGCAUGCUCGUACCAAACGGGAUACUUCGCCUUGAUGACGUCAACAGCCUGCAGGUGUGGGGAGUGUUUGACCUGAAGGGUUCAGUGAACCUUGACCCUAGGAACGUCAGUUUCUAUGGUUACGUCACCACGGACAACGCCCCGGUGGUGGCAGACAGAGGAAACCCUUAUUUGGUCAAGUUCGCCUUUGAGACGCCAGCCGAGAUGCUGACAACGGGACUUCACGUCCUGGACCUGAUCUCGCGAGACUUGGCGCUGAACAUCAGCGAGACGGAAGUGACGUACUCUCUUUGCGGAAGGGACGACACUUACCUCCGCCUCACAGCUGACUAUAGUGGUUCUUCAGUAGGAAUGGUUGGCCAUGUGUUGGAGUUGGAUGAAUGGAACAAUGACGUCAUCAGGCCCGUACGCCUGCUUUGUCCAAAAGAACUGUUUGGUCUGAGGGAUGUGACAUUUGACCUUGGACCCAAACAAACCAAGAUUUACCCGGAUGUAGACACGACCUUGACCUUUGACCUCACCAUCGAGAACAACAGCCCACGUGACCUUCCCGCCACGUUUUCUGGCAACGAACACUUCCGGUUGGAGGUUGCCAUGGUAGCACUGAUGAAUGAUGGGAGACUUAUAGGUGGGGACGUAUCCGUGAUCAAAGACCUGAUUCUCCCUACCGAGGGGUAUGACGCAAUCCCAGCAGGCACUGCUCUCCAUCUGACAGGUGUGGAAGCUACCAUUGAUGGGGGUGUUCUUACCAGUGACUAUGUCUACACAUUGGGGUCCCGCCCUACCCACAUGCAGAUAGUGGUAUCGCCCACGGACGGUUCUGAAGAGAGUAUCUUCACCAGAGAGAACAACAUGGUGAAAGUGCCCAUAAGUUAUGGGGAUGUUGCAAAAGGAAACCAGAUAGACCUAGCAGGAGAGUCUGUCACCUUCAGCACAGAGCGGAUAGUGUGUGGUCAGGAGCCACUGGACAUCACGGCCGCAGUGUCCGUAACCGUGGGGAGUUACCUCAGCGCAGCGGUCAGAGCCACGGACUACACCGCUGCCCUCUACUGGUCACUAGACAGGGUGUGGGACCCGUUGGAUGAGCCAGUCCAGGGUAUCCGGUUUGAGGGGCGGGGAUCCUCAGCCUACCCCGGACAGACCCAGACCCACACCAUCCGCGCCCGCGGGGUCACCCUCCCCCGACCCACGCAGACAUCCUGGUACUGUGGUAACGUGUUUGCCAUCCUGCGAGUGGAUUCUGCGGAGCGUAUAACGGAACCCCUGGAGUAUAACAACUUCCUGGUGACCCGGGUCACACUGCUGUGCUCUGCUCAUAAUGAUCUGUAUGGCCUGACAAACUUCCGGCUGGAGACGGGCAACGCUAAGCUGUGGCCAGGAGCGGAGACUGCCGUUACGAUAUCAGCCACCAUCGCGUGCACACGAUCAUCCUGCGAGCUCCCGCUAUCCGACCAAUCACACACCAACUACGAGCUUGCUCUUGCAAUGGCUGAUGAUGGACAGGGCACAAACUCCGUCAACGUCAUGACCAUAAAUCGCGAGUUCGUUACCACGGGAACGGGCGCCGUUCACCCGAAUCUACAACACGGGUUCAACGAGUCGUCGUGGGUGGAUCUUACAGUCACCGGGCGGUUUACAGUGCCGACAGAUUGCGCGGGAAAGACAUUUGUCACCCUGACUGUUUUGCCUGGUACUGCAGCUGGACUCCUGGUGGAUGGAUACGCCAACAAUGACCGUAAUGCGGUUCAGCUGGGGAAUAUUCACUGCUCCCAAGACCAAAUCGAUGUUCGGAUCACCGAGUUCUCUAUCAGCACCAACGACAAACUCAUCAUCGACCAGCCAACUCCGUUCAUGCUCCGCGGAGAAAUCACCAUCAGCGGAGUAGCCUCCGUAACGCCCUCUGACCUCCCCGUCUUUGACUUCCGCUUCUACCUGUCCCACGAUGCCGAGCUGGACAUGACCUCCGACCCGGAAGUGGUUUAUGACUACACGCCUCAGCAGAUGGCAGUGAUGACACGACAGUACGGGACGGGUGCUCAUGCUUUUGCCCUGUCCGAUGUAUUGAGGAUAGACAACGGUACAUACGCAGAGUUCUACGGCGCUGGACCGACAUACCUCGGGGUUCGGCUGGAUGCCUUUGACCCUGACCCAACUGAUGACAUCAUCGGAGCCAUCGACGAAUCAUCAGAGACCAACAAUGACAUCAUCAUCCCUAUAUUCGUCCACCAUCCAAAAGAUUUUGCUCUCACGGCUUUCACCAUCGAACUCGACCCACGGUCGCCACUCGAGAAACUCUACGAGAACACGCCAACAACGGUCAUCAUCGACGUAUCACUCCAAAACCUCGGGCAAGAACUCCCACCUGACGACAUCACAUUCAAACUCCUGCUGAGCUCACAGAACUCACUAGAGGGCGCUUUUGACACAGAGGCUGAGAUGUACUACGGUAGUCAACUCGCCAAACUUCGCGGCGCCAUUCCUGCAUUUCCAUACACUCUCAACGUCAUCGGGAUACGUGCUACUUUUACAGUUCCAAUAGGGAUGUGCCCUACUCUGAGGUUUGUCUGCAUCACCCAUGCCAUCGGCGAGAUUGCGGUUUAUGGAGACACAAACGCAGAUAACGACUUUGCCUGUAUCGACAUCACUGCAGGGAAUGUGGAGAAGGACUGCACUAAAGGCCUGGCAUUGACUGAUGUGACCAUCGCACCCGGACAACUGUUCGCCAACCAGGACACUGACAUGACCUUUGACCUGUUGCUAAGCAACAUGGGAGCACGCGUGCCAUUGAUAACGUCGACAUCCAGGUCCCUGUUUGACAUGAGACUCCACUUGAACACCGAGCCGUCACUACGGAAUGCAGUAGUCAUGGAAACGGUUCUGUGGCACUUUGGUUCCGAGGAGGACAAACUGCGGUCAGAGAUCCCGGCUAAACCAGGGACCGUGACGAUGGAGGGUCUCAUAGCGCAGUUCCAAUUCGACGACGCGAUGUGUGCAACAUACACUUACAUCUGUUUGGAGUCCGUCCCGAAUAUCCCGGAUGACGACCUUACAGACAAUUUUCAAUGUCGCAGCCUCGUUUCCGGAACCUUCAAGAAAGAGUGCGACCUUGGGCUGUACAUCUCAGACUUUUCUUACGCAUUUGACCCGCCGGUUCUCUAUGUGGACGAAGACAUCGAGCUACGAUUCAACAUCUCCAUCUCAAACCGCGGUCCGCAAAUCAUCACCCCUGGCAACGAGCAACAGUUUGGAUUCAGUCUCCUCUUCAGUGCUACAGACUCUGCCAUUGAUGGUCAGCUUGCCGAGAGCGCCACCUUUCAGUUUACUCCGGAAGCGCAGGCUCUCCUUGCCGGUGACAUCCCUGCCACCCCAGGUUCUAUUGACCUCCAGGAUGUGACAACUGUGUUCAGGCUGAAGUCAGAGGACUGUAGAAGGGUUCAGUACAUCUGUGUGAGGAUCGAAGCGACGAAUGGCUCGGCGGUGCCGAUAGAUGUGGGGAUAACGGACCCAGACAGGUGCAUGCACGUGGUGAACGGAGAAGUACACACCCGCUGUCCUAAAGGACUAGGCAUUCCGACCUUGACUGCUGAGUUCACCCCAGGUUCCGUCGCCCAGCGCAUUCUGGAGGAAACCAUGACAACGAUGUCACUCAACUUCACUGUAUCAAACUACGGCGGUCCGAUCCACGCAAGGACAUCCGGCCGCAACAUCGAGUUUAAACUAAUCCUGAAGAACGAUGACGACUCCUUGAACAAGUUGGAUGCGACGCUCACUUUCGGCGAUGAAGAAAGCAAACUCUCCGAUCUAAUUCCACCGUGGACAUUUGAAGCAGAAGGGAAGGUGGAAUUUGAAAACGUUGCCAUAGACUUUGUGAUUCCGAAUGAUGCGUGCGCACCAGCCAAUGCCCUGUGCUUGAAAUAUGUCGAUGUGAGCGACACAGGUUUCCUUGAUGAUAAUCCGUCCGAUGACAUUGCUUGCAUUGCCAUGGCAACAGAUGGCCUUGACAAAAAUUGCCAACAAGGCUUAUCAGUUCCAUCCUUCUCCUACUCGAUCGACUCCACCCUGACCAGCCUGCCUGUCCUGUAUGGAGGAGUGGACACAGCGGUCACCUUCAACACUACCGUACGCAAUGAUGGGGGACCGCCCAUCCCGGCCAGCAACCAGCCUAACUUCAACCUGCAACUGUACUUGGCCGAGCAACCGGUUUUGCCUGGAUCACCAUUUGCCGAUUCAACUCAGAUCAACAUCACCUAUGGCAACCAGCAGACCGUCCUAACCAAUCAGAUUGCUCCAGAUGGAGGUCAUGUGACCUUCACGUCACUCCAGGCUGUCGUCAAGAUCCCUGUCCCAGCAUGCAGUGCACUGGACUACCUGUGUGUGGCGUACAUUUCUGCAGCAACACGUCACAUCCGAGACGACGACGCAAACAACGAUUUUAAUUGUCAGAUGCUGGAUAAGGACUGCUCUUUUGACCUACAGGUAAAAUCUGUAUCAGCAAGGCUCUCCCCAAACUUCCGGUUCGACCGUCUUGUCCCAAACCUUGACGUCCCCUUCGUCUUCAACGUGACCUUGAAGAACAACUGGUCCACCAUUCCUGCAGCACCCCAAGGUCAAACCAACAUCCAGUUCCAGCUGUGGUCAGCGAGCGACCUUGAGUCUGGCCCGAGUCAAAUCGUCACCACGUCUUUCACAAUGGCCGACAUCUACGCGAGGAAGCUUUCUUCUGAGAUCUAUGGCGCGGGAACGGAGAUAGAGUUCUAUAACAUCGGCACGGUGGCGCUUUUGUCGACGGAAACGUGCGAGACAUCGGGAUUUUUGUGCAUCAUGUACACCAGGUCACGUGACAAGGAGUUUGUAGACGAGAGGGCGGAGAAUGAUGACGGGUGUGUUUCCAUGACGAUGGGGAACAUACAAGCACUGUGUGAUCCAUUCUGCCAGGUGCCACCUGCACCCCUGCAGGGGUCAGUGACCCUGAGUGACCCCACCAUGUACUACCAGUCCACCGCGACCUACAGCUGUGACUCGGGACACCUACUGGUGGGGAACAGAACUGCAACCUGCCUUGGUGCUGGGGUCUGGAGCACAGAACUACCUGAGUGCCAACUUGUUGACUGUGGUCCGCCCAACAUCGCGAUCACCAACGGAGAGUUGGUGCUGAACAGCACCCUCUACCAGGCUGUGACAGGGUUCCGCUGUAACCAAGGUUACCGACUGAGCACAGAUGCUGUGCUGACAUGUGGUCCUGCAAAACAGUGGGUAGGGGAACUGCCCUCUUGUAUAGAUGACGAUGCCUGUAUGAGCUCUCCCUGUUUCCCAGGUGUCACCUGUGAGGACAUGCCAGCACCUGCGACUGGUUUCACCUGUGGCACCUGUCCACCUGGAUACAGCGGGGAUGGGAUCAACUGUACUGAGUCCAGUGCAAAAUACUGUCUGUACUGUAAGAUUGUACUAACAUGCUUGUUUCCCCUGUUUAACAUUACAGAUAAGAAUGAGUGUGAUAGCCCAGUACAGAACUCCUGUGAGCAGAUCUGUAUGAACACAGAACCAGGGUUCUACUGCGCCUGCCCGGAUGGGUACAGACUCAACGAUGACCAGGAGACAUGCAUGGCCUAUGCAGACUGUGAUGUCGGCCACCGCUGCUCCCACUCCUGUGCAAUGGUUGCUGGGAAGGAAGUGUGUUCGUGUCCCGCUGGGUUCACCCUGGUCCAGAACACGACAUGUGUCGACAUAGACGACUGUGCCACGCCUACCCGUUGCCGUGCCAACACGACCUGUCUGAACCUGAACGGCACUUUUGCCUGCAGGUGCGACGAGUUCAACGUGCUGGACUCUGACGGACUUGGCUGCUCAGACCUUAAUGAGUGCCUGAGCCCGAUCCUAAACAUCUGUGACCAGGUGUGUGUGAACACGGAGCCAGAUUUCAGGUGUGCCUGUCAGGAGGGCUUCAUCCUUGCACAGGAUGGGUUCACCUGUCUCGCUAACAGCAGCUGCCCUGAAGACCACCCCUGCUCCCAUGCCUGUACCCUGGUGAAUGGUUCAGCUGUUUGUGCCUGUCCUAGUGGGAUGAGGAUGGGGUUAGGAGGACGCAGAUGUGAAGAUAUUAAUGAGUGUGAGGAGUACCCUGAGAUUUGCAGUGGAGACAGUGUCUGUGAGAAUGCCGUGGGAGGGUUCCGCUGCACCUGUCCAUCAGGGGAACCCAGUCUGGAUGGGCUGUCAUGUGGAGGCACAUCCAAGUGGUCUUCCUGGAGUGACUUCUCUGUCUGCACUGCUUCCUGUGGCGGAGGGAUACAGACUCAGACCAGGGUGUGCAUCCAGGGGAGGUGUGAACAGGCUACACAGAGCUUCACACGGGAAUGCAACACUUACGACUGCCCAGGUGAUGAUGAGCUGGCUUCCCUCAGGGUGUUCAUCAUUGACCUGCCCAUCAACAAGUGGGAAGGCUUGAAGGACAAGUUUAACUUUGCCAUAGCGGACGCUGUGAAUGACUUCUGCAACACAGAGGAAGGAUUUCCUGAAUGCUGCCCUUACUCUGGAGAAUGGCGAGAGCUGCACAGCUACACCUCACAAGGAAACGUCGGGAUGCUGGAAGGUUAUCCCAAGGUGGAGCCGGAAUCUGAAGAUGUAGAAGUAAGAAUCUUCAUCCAGAACGACUUUGGUCCUAACCACCUGUGUAAGACUGGGAGUGCCAACAGAGAUACUCGGAGUGUCUCUGGGGACCAAAGUGCAGAAGCACAGGAACAGCAGACAUUGAGGAAGAAGAGAGCAACAGGGGAUGACCCAGCAGAAGCUCCCCGGUACAUGCCACAGUUCAGCCUGGCUGUGGCUGUGUGGGACGGACAGGAGGACAUCAAUGUGGUAGGUUAUACCUUCAGUCAUGGUGACAGAGUAAGAAUCUUCAUCCAGAACGACUUUGGUCCUAACCACCUGUGUAAGACUGGGAGUGCCAACAGAGAUACUCGGAGUGUCUCUGGGGACCAAAGUGCAGAAGCACAGGAACAGGAGGACAUCAAUGUGGUAGGUUAUACCUUCAGUCAUGGUUACGAGUAA